This is a messenger RNA of Tetrahymena thermophila SB210, 585 nucleotides long. RefSeq lists its product as hypothetical. NCBI's taxonomy places the organism in Eukaryota, Ciliophora, Oligohymenophorea, Hymenostomatida, Tetrahymenidae. The record is from RefSeq and is a predicted model, not a curated record. The transcript has 2 exons.
AUGAAAUUUAGUCAUCUAAUUACAAGCCUAAAUAUAUUUUAGAUUUUAGAAAUUCGAAAAUUUAAUAAAAUUAGGAUAUCAACUAAAAAAUAGAUUAGAUCACUUUUAAAAGUUAAUAAAUUAGCUACUAAAAUCCAAAAAUCAAACUUUAUACUUAAAGAGAGCAAUCUGAAAUUAGUACCUCACCAAUAAAUAAAGCUGAUUCAACAACCAAUAAUAGAUAAAAUACUCAUGAAAUUAGUUAGCAUGAUUCCUUAUAAAUUCCUAUUUUUAAAUAGCAAAAUAAAAGUAAAUAAUAAGUAUAAGAAAUGCUAAAUAGAUAGUUUGAUAGUAAAAUAAUUUAUGAAAAAAAUAUUUCAUUGCUAGAUGAAAACACAAACUAUAAAAAUAAUUCUAAACUAGAUAAAAAAAUAUAAAAUAUUUAUAUUUAAUUAGCAAACUUAAUUAAGAACAGAGUAGCUUCAACACAAAUUCAUAGCUUUUUAUUUGGAAACAGAUUUUGCAAAAAAAGGAGUCAUAAUGAUGGAUAAUGCUUACUUUCAAGAUAAAAAGAAAAAAUAUCUUCUUAAAUAUGCAAAGAUUUGA